AUGGAUAUUCCUGAAACUGUAUCUCAAAAGGGCAAAGAGAAAGUUGUGAUGCCUGGUGUACCAAAACUGAAGAAAACCCUGACGAAAGGAAUUGUUAUUGAGGAACACGUGGAAGAGGAUAGUGACACUGAGACAAGAGGAAGGAUCGAUGACGAGGAUGAUGUCAUUGUUAAAGAUUUUAAAAGGAGAAAGGGUUUUGUCAAGGACAAGAGUUUCAAGAGUAAGAUUUUUCUUAGCCAAAAACAUCUUGAGUGGUAUGAGGCCCUGAAGGAAGGAGGAGUUAUGCCUCAUAUGGGGCUACGCACCAACCUCUAUAUAGAGGAUGGUAAGCAUACUAAGAGACUCUCAACAAAUUUCGCAGUGGCUCUUCGUUCCCUGUUCACAAGCUUCCUUCCCUCCUCAAUCGGCCAUAAACCCUCUCUCUUAUUCUAUACACACCCUCGCUUCUGGUCCUCCUCCUCCCCCUCCUCCUCCUCCUUCAGCGGCCGAUUUGUGAUAUGCGUUCCGAAGAUUGAAGACCAAGAGAUCGUGAGACGUUCAGUGAAUUGGCAACCUAGCAUAUGGGACUAUGACUUUGUGCAGUCACUUAGUGUUGCUCACACGGAGGAUAAAUACACUGAACAAGUCCAAAGGUUGAAGGAAGAAGUCAAGGGUCUAUUCGAUAGGGAGAUGAACCGGGUGGCCAAGCUCGAGUUCAUUGAUAUGGUUCAAAGACUAGGACUGGGAUACCAUUUCCAGACGGAGAUAAAAGACGCUCUCCGUUCCAUCCAUAGCAAGACCGGAGAUGCUCAGCUUUCCAAUGAUCUCUGUGCUGCUUCCCUUCGAUUCCGGUUACUUAGACAACAUGGAUACGAUGUGCCACAAGGUCGGACAUCACGGACAUCGAUAGGCUUCCUCCAACUAUAAGGGAUAGUUUUAUGGUCUUGUACAACACGACCAACGAAGUUGGGUAUUGGACGAUGA
Messenger RNA from Rhodamnia argentea, 963 nucleotides. Its product is annotated as (-)-alpha-terpineol synthase-like. Lineage: Eukaryota; Viridiplantae; Streptophyta; Magnoliopsida; Myrtales; Myrtaceae. Gene Ontology annotation, molecular function: terpene synthase activity. The record is from RefSeq and is a predicted model, not a curated record. Bases 1 to 906 code for a protein of 301 amino acids. The transcript has 4 exons.